Anopheles nili is the source of this 4492-nucleotide messenger RNA. RefSeq lists its product as uncharacterized. NCBI's taxonomy places the organism in Eukaryota, Metazoa, Arthropoda, Insecta, Diptera, Culicidae. Gene Ontology annotation, cellular component: nuclear body. The record is from RefSeq and is a predicted model, not a curated record. Bases 1 to 4242 code for a protein of 1413 amino acids. Gene Ontology annotation, molecular function: protein binding; helicase activity; transcription termination site sequence-specific DNA binding. Gene Ontology annotation, biological process: termination of RNA polymerase II transcription. The transcript is spliced from 8 exons.
AUGUCGGACUGGUAUUUAUCGCGGUUUUUCCACAACGAACAUAAGACCAUUCCAUUGCCGCUGAAGGGAAAAGUCACAAUUGGACGCGAACUGGGAUCUACGGUAAGGUUCAAUUCAACUAUGUAUAGACAUAUUUCGCGAAUCCAUUGCGUUUUGGAAGUCAUCGAUGGAGUACCUACGGUCACCGAUUGCUCUUCAAUGUCGGGCACGUACAUAAACGAGAUUUGUUUGGGCAAGUACAUGCCCGGAAGGCAAACGCUCAAAGAAGGCGACAUAGUCAACUUUGGCUAUAACAACCAGGAAAUACAGCAGUACUACAAACUAAAUCAAAGUCUACUUAUGUAUAGAGUCUGCAGGAGACCAAAUGGUGAUGAAGCUAUUACCAUAUCUGACGAAGACGAUGAAGUUGAUGAUAAGACGGUAGGUGUUCCGUCUUCAGAGGGUUCUUCUUCGAAGAUGGAUGAAACUGCAAAACUUUCGAUCAAAAAAGAGAUGCCUUCGUCAAAUGACGAUGAAAAAGAUUCCUCUUCACAGCAACCGCUUCAGCCGAGAAUAGAAUUACCAGUGUGUGUAACUAUUCCGGAAAUAAAUAUAACAAGAUCAAGUUUCGAACAGGACUACGAUAUGUACGUCCAACAAAACCAACAGGUAGUCAAGCACGAAUUAGACACAAAGCAUCGUGUUGCUACAGAUGCUCAGGACAUUACAGUAGUAUUGUCUUCUGACGACGAGUAUAAUGACCAACAGUAUUCCCAGAUACUGUCUAAAGAAAUGAAACUUGAAUUUGACGACGUGCAAGAAGCUUAUGAAUCGGAUGAUGAUUGCAUACUCAUUGAGGAAGCAGAUUUUAGUUUGGCUUCGAAGAUAAAUUCCGAUGCAGAAGCAACGAGUCGAUAUAAGCCCAGAACCAAAGACACAGAUAAAUUUCCAAAGAACACGUCUUCAAAAAAUUCUGUUCUGACACAGCUUAGUGAUAUAGCAAGUAAAAAGUAUUUGGUUGAGAACAAUCUGCAGCUGCAACUGCCGAAGACAAAGCAGUCGAGUACCAAACCGAUUGAAACAAUCUCACAUCCAAAACAAUCACCCAUUAAAAUUUUGCUGAAACGUCGAAAUUCAAUGUCAAAUUGGGAUGUAAUACCAGAUAAAAAUGCCAAAAAAUUGCGGUUUGAUGAUGAGGCUCCUGAUAAGCAGUCAUAUGAGAUACAAAAAUGUUCCAUGAUUUCCAUGCGUCGCAAGUCACUAGCAGAUAUAGGGGCACUAGAACAAAUCACUUUAGAGGAUGCAAAGAAGUUAUGUAAAAAUAGAAACUACCAACUGUCUGCGAAUGUUGAAAAAGUAUCUGGCAAUACCGGAUCUUUGUCGGACAAUUCUAUACGUCGUAAUGUCGGGGUAGAUACGAAUGCAUCCGAUGCAGGCGAGAUCUUGAGAAGAGGUCUUGAAGUCAAAAUGUCAAAUCAACCCUUAAAACGCAUAACGCAGAGAAGAAAUUCUGUUGCGGGUUGGGAUGUUCUUGGAGCUAUGAGACCCGGUGGAACUAUAGAGAUUGUACCACCAGAGAACAAGCUGCAAAAAGAUGAUCCCAAAGAUCGAUUUUAUGGCUCGGAUUCAAAUACUUCUGCACACUCGACGCGUUUUCUGGGGCACAUGGAAGUACUACCGAAAGGUUCAAAAUCGACACAUAGCCGUCCAGAAACUUUAGCAGAAGCUGAUGCUAUUUAUAAAAAAAAGCUUAACCGUCGAUAUAGUGUUUCGGAUCGGAACCCAAUUGAAUCGCAAUUUAAAUCAAACAAAAAAAAAGAACACAAGGAAGAACGCAAUAGUCGUCUUAAAGAGAUUAGUGGAAAAAAGAAGCAAAUUGAUCUAUUAUCAAAAGAAUCUCUACCAACAAGUGUAAAAAAAAGUAGUAUCACCAAACCUAAAGUUAAAUUCACGUCCAAUAACCGUGGAAUGUUUCUCACAAAUCCUGUCCCUCCACCAUCAUCGAAAGCACCAUCCACGUCUCGUCCAACGAUCGUGGAAGAGAGCAUCGUUUGUACACAAUCCACUAUGCUGGAUAUUGUGCCUAAUGAGGAAAUCGAAGAGGUAAUUGAUAUGCGGCCUAAAAAAAUGACCUUUAAAAACGUCGCGCUAGUAAGCAACGUCGAUCGGCCCCUCCCAGGACCAUCAGCAGACUGCAAAUUACCCGUGCGCAUCAGUGCCGCCAAACAACUAGAAGCUCAAUCGGCCAAGUCAGGAUAUAAAAUGCUUCCUUGUGUGGAAAGCUAUGACACAUUUGAAACGUUCAAGAAAAUAUUCAUGCCAUUUAUCUUGCGAGAAAUCUGGAAUGACAUAGUCAUUCACUCCAGAUCAUUUUUGCAAUCUUUGAAGCUUGUAGAUGUUUCCUGUCAAUACACUGGACAAUUUGAUAUUGCACAAAUUGUUUGUAAAGUGUAUGUAAGUAAACAUGUGCAAACAUCACAUCCAAAACCUGAUUGCGGUAUAUUGAAGUACCGAUCGUCUCUCAAUAAAACGUGCAGUUUGUUCGUCUAUAUCAAGCAGCCAUAUUUUUGUACACCAGAAAUGACGAACGUGGAUGAUAUUUUGGUCCCACACGGUGCUCAACUAAUGAAUGUUAUUUUAUACGCGGCGUCUCGUGAACUACCUGGGUUGCGGAGCGGAAGUGAUUUCAUAUUCCAUCCAGUGACAGCAAUCAACUUCUAUUUGCGCCAAUGCAAUGCGCUCUGCAUAUUAAAAUAUUCGCACCUUCUGACAAACAUUCUUUCACCAGCGUAUAACAUCCAACAGACUUCGGCCAUUCUAUCUGUACUACAAUCGAAACCCAUAAUGGACAAUUUGGAGCACAGCCUUAACAAAGAUCAAAGAAAUGUGUUGUCGUUAGUGUUGGGCGAAAUCGGUUACAAGGACAAACCAAGCAUUUCUCUCAUACAAGGUCCGCCUGGAACGGGUAAAUCAAGAGUCAUUAGCUAUUUGGUACUCGAGUUAAUGCGUUUAGUUCCUGUUAAUAAGAACCGAAUGAAGAUAUUGGUGUGUGCGUCUUCUAACACAGCGAUUGAUGUGAUCGUCAAAAAUCUUUUGAAAUUACAAAAAAAUUAUACUAAUUAUGACCGCUGCAAAGUUAUACGAACGGGAACAAAAUGUAAGAUAGACCCUGAAUGCAACGAAGUGUUCAUCGAUAGGUUGGUACAGGACGAGAUUAACCGAGUAAAUCGCAUAGUGGUAAAUAGCGAUGAUGAGCAUUUGAAGAAUAUGUAUCAGAAGGAGCAAAUUUCCAUCCGGAAUAUGCUGCUGCAGGAGGCUGAUAUCGUUUGUACGACACUAGGUAGCUGUUCAAUGCUGGGAUUAUUUUGUAAAAACAUCGAGUUCGACGUGUGCCUCAUUGACGAGGCAAGCCAAUGUACCGAACUAUACACUCUAUUACCACUGCAAUACAACGUAUCGAAGAUGGUGCUAAUUGGGGACGUGCAACAGCUACCAGCGACGGUACUUGAUCGAAAAUCCGUUGAUUCGGGAUUCACUAUGUCUCUUUUUUCUCGCAUAUACCAAUUCUACGAGAGCGAAAGACUAACGCAGAGAUAUUCCAUUAGCACCCAGUAUCGGAUGGAUCCUGAAAUUUGUAAAUGGCCCAAUUCGUACUUCUAUGGGGACCGUUUGAAAAACGACCCUUCGACAGAAGAUCAAAGAAAAUGUAUUCCUCUGCAGCCUUAUAUGGUGAUUAGCUUAAGCUAUGACCAAGAACUGACUCAGGCUCAGCACGAGAUCUACAAUAAGGAUGAGAUUUUGUUCGUCGUGGAGCUGAUGAAGCAGGUAGUGAAGUGCUGUCCAGAGCACACAUCAUUCGCGAUCAUAACGCCUUAUGCACGGCAUAAAAACGAGCUGAUUCCCUGUUUGCGGAACAACACAUUGACGCAGGUUGAAGUUCAUUCGAUUGACUCGGUACAGGGUAAAGAAUACGAUGUGGUUAUUAUAUCAUUGGCACGGUCGAAUGGUGCUGGAUUUCUGAACAAACCGGAACGUAUAAAUGUGGCGAUGACACGUGCCCGUCAGUGCCUCGUUUUGUGUGGGAAUUUCGCUAAUUUACGUAGCAAACCUGUCUGGUCUUCAUUGUUGGCAGAUGCAGAACAAAGGAAUGUAUAUUGCCAUUUGGAGGACCGUAAUGAAGAGGAGUUCAGGCAGUGUAUGGUGAAUAAUAUAAUGCAGCGACUGCGAAUCACAAAACCGCGAUUCUCUAGUAGUUCGGUUUGAAAUUCAUUUGUUAUGUACAAACUAUUUGAAAUAUUUUUCUUUGCCACCGUUAAUUUAUGCAACCAAAUUCCACGCCGGAUUAAUCAUGGCUGUAUUAUUUAGUUUUAAGAAUUCAUUAAACUGCAUCAACAAAUGACAACAAAUUUGAUUCAUAAUGUGUAUCUUAAAUUUCAUCGUAAUUUGAGAUAGAAUUUUGUUAAUUUUCAAUUCUGAAUAUUAAUUUAAUUUCUUUCAGCAAUGAAGAGGCUAA